Molecule: messenger RNA, 562 nt
Organism: Ooceraea biroi (clonal raider ant)
Lineage: Eukaryota; Metazoa; Arthropoda; Insecta; Hymenoptera; Formicidae
Gene: ND-15
Product: NADH dehydrogenase (ubiquinone) 15 kDa subunit
Source: RefSeq, a predicted model, not a curated record
GUAACACUAUUGUGUCAGGUUAUCCCUGUUGACUGUUUUCCCUAUCGACGAUUACAUAAAAGCGUAUUGGAGGUGAAUCGUUUGAUAUGCUCUGAGAUAAUUGAAGUGUAAACAUUCAGGAAACAAUUCUUCUGUGUCAACAAUGGGUAACAUACGAGACCAGCCUCUCCAGGAGCCCUACGCUGCACCCUUCAUUAAAACGCCUGUUAGCGAUUACUUUCUUCGGGUAAUCAAUUAUCAAAAUCGUACAGAUUGCGGGAUGUACGAGUUGCACUACAGCGACUGCAUGGAAGCUUAUGGCCAUCACAUAGGUCGGAAAAAGUGCAGAUUGAUAUAUGAAGAUUUAUAUGAAUGUAUAUACCGAAUAAAACGAUUUCGACGUACCGCACUAAUGAGAGAAGAAAGGAAACGCCAAUACAAGAGUGGUGAAAGGGAUAAACAGUAUCCAGAUACUUUUCCACCACUCGAUCUUUUUUGAGUCGUUAUUACUCGCAACUCGGAUUAUAGUUCAUGCGUAACAGUGUCAGAACUUAAUAAACGGCAGAUGUGUUUUCUUGUUUAA